AUGCAGCCCCGGACGCACUAUCUGCUGCUGCUCGUCGUCUUUGGCGUGAUUGCGAAGGGCAUGGUGAAGUCCUCGUUUGGGUCGAACAUGUGCGUCUUGUUACUCGUGUGUGUAGGCGUCUACUACUGGUGCACGAAACACAACGAAAAGUGCGUGUACGACGACAUUGCUCGUCAACAAGCCGAGUCGGUCGCCAAGCUGGACGCACUGCGAGGUAUGGGCGACGGCAGAGUCACGGACUACACGAUGGCGAUGCGCAGAACCUCUUUCAAGCUCGACGACAUCGAUGCGGGCGUCAUCACGGAUCGCAUUCGAGGGUACUCGAGCAAGUUUGGUGGGUCUCGUAAGGACCGCCAGAAGUUUCUUCGGAAGAACUCAAAGUCAAAACGAGGGGACGUUGGCGUGGAAGACCUGGCUCUGGUAGCGCUGACAAAGUCGUCGCUGUUGAGCGAUCCGUCGGAGCCUGAAAUCAAGCACAGCAUUGGAGCGAUAGUUGAGGAGGCCGUUGAUGCCACAUUGUAA
Hyaloperonospora brassicae is the source of this 522-nucleotide messenger RNA. Lineage: Eukaryota; Oomycota; Peronosporomycetes; Peronosporales; Peronosporaceae. The record is from the annotation of a GenBank genome assembly.